Molecule: messenger RNA, 717 nt
Organism: Aplysia californica (California sea hare)
Lineage: Eukaryota; Metazoa; Mollusca; Gastropoda; Aplysiida; Aplysiidae
Product: C-type lectin domain family 4 member D
Source: RefSeq, a predicted model, not a curated record
GUUGGAGUGUAGGCUGAAAUUGUUUCCUGCAGGGUUUCUUACACUGAUUUGUCCAAACUAAAUUCUCAAAUGUAUUUAUUGUAUCGUCGUGAAAGAAAACACGUUUAAGGAAGGACCAAAAGAAGUCGUGUUUCUUUUUUGUCCUUCUCUCUGUCUUCUUUACCUCUACAUCAUCAUCUUUCCAUCCUUACACAAUUCUUUCUUUUCAGAUGAGGUUGUUUGUGGUGAUCUUCUGUCUGCUGGUGGCUUCAGGCUCCGCCACGCAAACACUACUGGGAACCGUCAACGCCACAGAGUUCACGUUUCAUCAACUGAAAGGUGCGUCCAGAAACGAGAACUGUGUGAUCCUCCAAAGACGCAGCGGAAACUUCCGCCAAGUGGACGUGCCCUGUUCCCUCAAGGCCCGCUACCUCUGUCAGAGGCUGCUAUAAAACGACAUAUAAUACGACAUACGACAUACGACCUGUGCCUAGAGUGACAUACGACCUGUACCCUCAAGGCCCGCUACCUGUGCCAGAGACAGCCAGAGACCGACAUACGACAUACGACCUGUACCUAGAGUGACAUACGACCUCUGCCUAAGACAGCUAUAGACCGAUCUACGACAUACGACCUGUUCUCUAGACCGACCUACGACCUCAAUACGACCCCAGCAGUUCCUCCCGGUUGUACCCAACAGCUGUGUGAUCAGGAAUAAAUCUUUGACAUUGCCGCCAU